AGAGAGAGAGAGAGAGAGAGAGGGAGAGAUAGAGAGUGAGAGAAGGCUAAAAAGCACUCUCUCAGAGUGUGACAGAGAGAAGAAAACAAAUGAUCAUCUUGCACUCUGAUAGCCACUGAAAAAACUGACUUCUGAUCAAUCAGAGAUCUGUGCAAAGCAGAAAGGGAAACUACCCGAACAAGACACGAAGAGAGGGAGGGAGAGAAGGAGCUAAUUUAUGGUAUAACUGUCUGGGUCUGUCUGUAAGGAGUGGCCCACAGUCGACCAGAAGGGAGACUGACCAUCUCUGUUAACCAUGGGCAAAUCAGCCUCUAAGGUGUUUGCUGAAGAGGUGCUGCACUCCCACAAUGAGUACCGAAGGAAACACCAGGCCCCUCCCCUCAAACUCAGCAGCAAGCUCAGCCGAGAGGCCAGCAGGUAUGCUGAGAGUCUGGCCAGUACGAGGAUCCUGAAGCACAGUGUUGAGUCCAGCAAGGGGAGCUGUGGCGAGAACCUGGCCUGGGCCUCCUAUGAUCAGUCAGGAAAAGAUGUGUCUGAUCGCUGGUAUAAUGAAGUGCAGCAAUAUAAUUUUAACCGUCCUGGCUUUAACUCUGGAACUGGUCACUUCACAGCGAUGGUGUGGAAAAGCUCGCGCAAGAUGGGCGUGGGAAAGGCCCAGGCGUCUGAUGGCUCCACGUUUGUUGUGGCCCGCUACACCCCAGCCGGAAACAUCAUCAACCAGGGACAUUUUGAGGCCAAUGUGCUGGCCGCCAGGAGCUGAAGAGAACACCCAGGGAGAUCGAGGCAACAGGAGCUGAAGAGAACACCCAGGGAGAUCGAGGCAACAGGGGAGACAACGGAGGAAAAAAGACUCAAAACAAGUACAAGAGAGAAACAAGGAGAGAAAGACGGUACUUAGCAGGUCAACAAGAAUGCAGUCUGUGAGACCGUGGGUCCAUGGACCCCAAUCAGCCUGUGGUAAGCUGUGUUCAUGGCAGAAGAUAGAAGACUUGAGGUUCACUCUUCAGACAAGUUCCGUGGUGCUGACUACCUACAAGGACAUAUACAUACAUUAGUGAAUGAAUGAUUGACUUGAAAUGACAUGAAACACCCUGCACUCAGUAUUAUAACACAAUCUGCAUUUCAUUCUUAUCAAAAACACUGAAAAUCUGUAUAACUGAACUGUGUGUCUCAAGAGUACAGGCAAACAACAUUAUCUCCUUUGAAAUGACUGUUGACAAAUGAGAACUUGUUUUUACAAUCAUGACAAGUAUUUUGCAAGUAUUUUGAAAAUUUGAAUUAAGCAUUACAAGAUACGAUUUCUCUUCAGAAGUGUUUGUUUGUAUGUAUGGAGAUUUAAGUACUUAGACUGUUGCCACUUGAUGUUGAAUGUUCUAACAUAAGCAUUACGUAUUUAGCAGUUUUUUCUUUUUUGAUUGUCACUUGCACAAAACAUACACUAUGUCACUGUUCUCACAUUGUCACUGAACUUAUUUAAAAUGUAAUCUUCAAUUAAAAACUUGAAUAAGACCAUUGUGAACACCAUG
Molecule: messenger RNA, 1526 nt
Organism: Alosa alosa (allis shad)
Lineage: Eukaryota; Metazoa; Chordata; Actinopteri; Clupeiformes; Clupeidae
Gene: glipr2l
Product: GLI pathogenesis-related 2, like
Exons: 5
Coding region: 296-760 (154 amino acids)
Cellular component (GO): extracellular region
Source: RefSeq, a predicted model, not a curated record